This is a messenger RNA of Aspergillus calidoustus, 744 nucleotides long. Lineage: Eukaryota; Fungi; Ascomycota; Eurotiomycetes; Eurotiales; Aspergillaceae. The record is from the annotation of a GenBank genome assembly.
AUGGACUUUGGGCAAUUGAUUCAGCACGUUGCUGACGGCGCAGGCCAUGUGGUCAAGGAGUCUGCCCAGAUCAGUAGCCAUGUUGCCCAGGCUGUUGGAGGAGGGGCAGCCGAGUUUAUUCGCAAUACCGCUCAGACGACUGAAGACCUUGUGGAAGGAGGUACAGGGAUCGGCCGUGGCUUCACAAGGGAUACUGCUGAUCUGAUCAGGAAAACUGGAGGAGCUGUGGGAAUAUCGGCUGGCACCGACAUUGUCGCGGACAUUGUGCAGGGCACUGGUGACACGGCCGCUGGUGCUUUCCAGAACGUUAGUAACGUGCCAAUUUGGACUGCAAGGGGAACAGCGGACGUGAUCUCUUUCGUUGCAAACACAGGCAGCUCUGUCAUCGACGCAAUCGGCGAGGCAGCCGCAGAAGGUCUAUCUCUUGCGGUGCGACCAGGAGAACUCGUUCACCGGGUUUCUCAGAUAUCACUGGAUACCGCAUACAAUAUGGUGAUCCAGAGAUUGCGGACGUUUUCUCUAACUUCGACUUCUGUUAUGGUCAUUCUCAUACUUGGUAUGUCGACAAUAGCGGAAUCCAAAGCAAGGAUACUUGGCGCUGAUUCUGAUAGCCAUCGCACUGCUCUCAUAUAUCUCAACUAUAUGUUCGAAUUUCUCUAUCGCGAUAAUAUCUGCGAUCAUUGUUCUGGUGGCACUGCGUUGGUUUCGGUCACGUUCCCUUCGCUGAUACCCGGACUUGCAUGA